This is a messenger RNA of Wasmannia auropunctata (little fire ant), 573 nucleotides long. RefSeq lists its product as uncharacterized. The record is from RefSeq and is a predicted model, not a curated record. Bases 234 to 551 code for a protein of 105 amino acids. NCBI's taxonomy places the organism in Eukaryota, Metazoa, Arthropoda, Insecta, Hymenoptera, Formicidae. The transcript has 3 exons.
UAAUCGUACAGAGAGUCAGUCAGAGAGUACGUGUCGCUGCCUGUCGCUUCUUGCGACACGCAGCGCAUUGCCGCGUUCUAUGCACAGCCAUUAAGUUGUCACGCGAAAAGCUGGAUUGUCAACGGCCGAUGAUUGUUGAUCGUAUUACAAUUAUUACAUCGUGUCGUGACAUGUAAGUUAACGUCCUGGAAAGUUUCGCCUUGAACGCAUAAAGGAGUAUUACGGAGACGGAGAUGGAGCACGUUGACGGCCCGAGCUAUUUCGAAACGAUUUGGGCCCCGAUAGCUUCUGUGGGUUGGUACAUCGUAGGACUCGGGAUCAUCGCCUUGUACACGUUUCCACAUAUUCAAGAAAAAUAUAAGAGUUGGAAAGUCGGGAGGAACCAGCGGGAUGCCGCACUCGGCAAGAAGACCGACGAAAUGCCGCAGAUGUCAGCCAACGUGGAACUGGCGCGACAGAAGAUGCAAGAAGCGUACAAUAAGAGUUCUGCCGUAGCACAAGUCAAAGAGGAAGAGGUAUCUUUUUUCUACGCGUUAUUCGAUAUAUAUUAAGAUACAUCUUUGCACUUAUACU